This is a messenger RNA of Symbiodinium pilosum, 1389 nucleotides long. Lineage: Eukaryota; Dinophyceae; Suessiales; Symbiodiniaceae. The record is from the annotation of a GenBank genome assembly.
AUGACUGGAAGUGUCUUCGACCUGACCGACAUCUCCUUCUUCGAGCUGGAUCGGCUCUUCGCGCAAAGCGUCCGCACUGUCAAGAGGAGGCAGCACAAGCGAAAGCGAAGGGUGAAACAAGGUGCCGCGUCCUCAAGUUCGGAGCGUUCUCGCUCGCCGCCACGACGUGGAUCUCUGCGCAUGGGCGGCCGGGUCUUGCCUCAGACAGGGGGAUUCACCGACAAAGUGGGCAUAGUGGAUCGCACGAUAGUGGUCACCGGCAUCCCCUAUGGCGCGGAUGAGAAGGUCCUGUUCAAGCACUACAGUAAGUGUGGCUUCAUCGAAGACCUUCAGAUGAUUUACAACCGCAAGAGUGAGCCUACUGGCGUGGCCAUCAUCGAGUACUCUCAGGAGGAGCCGGUAGCACGGGCUGUGGCCCUGCCUGCUCCCUUCAACGAGAUCCUCGGCACGCCCGUAACGACGAAGAGGGCAGAUGUACAGGUUCCGAAGAAGGACCCAGGCCCCAAACGAACGCUGACACGACAGCAGUUCACGCAGCAAGUCCUCAGCGGCCUCACGAAGGCGGCAGAGCCACAGCCGGACAAGCGCAAGCUCCACAUCAAGAACCUCAAGACGGUGGUGCGAGAAGAUGACAUGCGUGGCAUCUUCAAGCCCUUCGGUGACUUCGAAGACUUCCUGAUGGGAACUGGCGAGUGCUGGAUUACCUUCAAGAACCACAACGACGCCCAGGAUGCCAUGGCAUCCAUGCAGGGCUUCCAGCUGGUAGGACAAGAGCUCCAGAUCACGAUGCUGUCUGUCAACGCAAAGGCAGGUGCAGACGCCCUGUCGGAGCCUCCGAAGGCUAAGCCCUUGGAUAUCAAAAAUGACAGUGAUUUUGGCGCAACGGGCACAGGGUCCUCGAAUGUCCACGAUCGCAUUGACAUCAUGAAGAAGCUGAUGCAGUCACACUCAGGCUCCAAAGUGCCAACAGUUGUUGGCCUUGCUGUGCCCAGCGGAAGCAGUACUGAGCCGCCAGCAACGAUAGCAAUGACAGACGCCAACUCGAUGCCGCCGGUGCCAAAGCCUGCAAAGUCGACGAGCUGCACAUUACUUCUGCAGAAUAUGUUCACGCCCUCCAGCGUGGACCUGCAAAAGGACCCCAGCAUCUACGACGCCAUUCGCGAAGACACGCUCGAGGAGUGUUCCAAGUUUGGGAAGGUGGUGCACGUCACUGUUGACCCGCGUGGCAAUGCUGGGCUCGUCUACAUCCUCUAUGAGACGCCUCAGCAGAGACUGGCUGGCGAGCUGGCUUUUAACGGCCGCUGGUUCGAGGGCAAAAAGAUCACGGCUUCAGGUAUCGACGAUGAUAUUUGGCAAGAGCUUGCUGCGCAAAGCGAGAGCCCCUCCUAG